AUGGCGGAUUAUGAUAGUGCCAAAUACUGGGCCAAACAGGGUAUCCGCCGUGGAUUACAGAAAACGCGCUAUUACUGUCAAUUAUGUCAAAGGCAGUGUAAGGACGCAAACGGGUUUCAAUCACAUAACAAAUCGCCGUCGCAUUUAAGGAAAGUGGGCCAAGUGACCGCUGAAGAUGCUCAACGGUACAAUCAUCAGUUUGAGAAGGGCUUUCUGCAAUUGCUGAAGCAACGACACGGGGGAAAAUGGAUCGAUGCCAACAAAGUGUACAAUGAAUAUGUCCAAGACCGUGAUCAUAUUCAUAUGAACGCAACGAUGCACCGCUCUUUGAUGCAGUUUGUUCGCCACCUGGGUCGCGCGGGUCAAGUGGACGUUGAUAUGGACAUGAAUGGCAAGUCGGAGAAUCUUGAGGGUCCUUUGCUAAUCAGGAUGCAUCCCUCAUCUCUCUCGCCACCUUCCGAAGAGGGUUUACCAGAAAAUCAACAAGAAGAACAAGAAAUCAUAGCCGCCGAGCUUUUGAAAAGACAACUUUAUCGUGCUAAACGACAAACGGCAGAGGAAGACGAGUUACCCCAAUCAGCGACAAAAUUGGGAAUAAGCGGAAAUAACGUUUCGGGGCCCGUACAAGUCGCCUUUCACGGCAGUGGGCGGGUAAACAAAAAGAAAAAAAAGGUCCUUCCACGGAAGGAUGGAAUCAAGUUCCGUUGA
Saccharomyces kudriavzevii IFO 1802 is the source of this 708-nucleotide messenger RNA. It is a transcript of the gene RTS2, whose product is annotated as Rts2p. The record is from RefSeq and is a predicted model, not a curated record. The transcript has a single exon. Bases 1 to 708 code for a protein of 235 amino acids. Gene Ontology annotation, molecular function: double-stranded DNA binding; zinc ion binding. NCBI's taxonomy places the organism in Eukaryota, Fungi, Ascomycota, Saccharomycetes, Saccharomycetales, Saccharomycetaceae. Gene Ontology annotation, biological process: DNA replication; DNA damage response. Gene Ontology annotation, cellular component: nucleus.